This is a messenger RNA of Colletotrichum navitas, 1814 nucleotides long. Its product is annotated as glutamate 5-kinase. The coding region runs from base 116 to 1525 and encodes 469 amino acids. Gene Ontology annotation, cellular component: cytosol; cytoplasm. The transcript is spliced from 5 exons. Gene Ontology annotation, molecular function: RNA binding; glutamate 5-kinase activity; ATP binding. Lineage: Eukaryota; Fungi; Ascomycota; Sordariomycetes; Glomerellales; Glomerellaceae. The record is from RefSeq and is a predicted model, not a curated record.
UUUAUUUUUGGUGCUGUUUGUACCGUUGAUCGUGGCCAUUUUUGGCGUUAGCGAAAGGUGCAAGCUGUAAAGAAAAAAAGCCUGUGACUAACUUCGAGUAUCAUCGAUCGCAGAUAUGAAGCAGCACCGUGAGGGCCAGAAACCCCAAACGGUGGUGCUGAAGCUGGGCACCAGUUCCAUUGUUGACGAGAAGACUCAUCAGCCCCUGCUAUCCAUUCUUAGUCUUAUUGUCGAGACGGCGGUGAAGUUGAGAAAAGAUGGUCAUAAAGUGGUCAUCGUCUCGUCCGGCGCCAUUGGCGUUGGUCUUCUCCGGAUGGAAAUGGGCAGGCGGCCGAAACACCUGUCGACGUUGCAGGCUUUAGCAGCCAUCGGCCAGUGCAGACUCAUCAGUUUGUGGGACGACUUGUUCAGCCACUUUAGACAGCCUGUCGCCCAGAUCCUCCUCACGCGGAACGACAUAGCGGAUCGGACCCGAUAUCUCAAUGCUCAAAACACAUUCAACGAGCUUCUCGACAUGGGUGUCAUUCCAAUCGUCAACGAGAACGACACCCUGGCGGUGUCGGAAAUCAAGUUCGGCGACAACGACACGCUCUCUGCCAUCGCCGCCGGCAUGGUCCACGCUGACAUGCUUUUCCUCAUGACCGACGUGGAUUGUCUCUACGACAAGAACCCCAGAACACACCCCGACGCCCAGGCCAUUGAAGUGGUUGAAGAUAUUUCCAGCAUCCAAGCGGACGUAUCAACCGCCGGGUCCUCCCUCGGCACCGGCGGCAUGAUGACCAAGAUCGUGGCUGCAAGGCUAGCGACAUCCGUAGGCGUGACCACUGUGAUCACCCGCUCCUCCAACCCGGGCAACAUCGUCAAGAUCGUGCGCUACAUCCAGGCGCAGCAAAAAUCCUCCCCGCACCUGGACGCCACUGCCGGAGACCACGACACUGACCACGACCACGACCACAGCGAAGAUCCCCUGUCCCAGUCCACCGCCUCCCUGCGCCUCGACCAGGCCGUCGAGAAGCCCCCGUUGCACACCCGCUUCCUCCCCUCCGCGGAGCCGAUCCGCGACCGCCACUUCUGGCUCAUACACGGCCUCAAGCCCCACGGCACGCUGUACAUCGACGCCGGCGCCCACAGCGCCCUGCUCCGCAAGGCCGGCCUGCUCCCGGCCGGCGUGAUCGACGUCGAGGGCAACUUUGCGCAGCAAGAGGCCGUCCGCCUCGUCGUCGUGGACCGCCUGCACGGCCCGAGCGCGGGCCAGAGCGGUAAGUCGUGGAGCGGGACGCCGGUCGAGGUCGGCCGCGCGCUGGUCAACUACGCCGCGCCCGAGAUCAUGCGCAUCAAGGGCCACCAGAGCUCGGACAUCGGGGGCCUGCUGGGGUACGCCGACAGCGAGUACGUGGCGGAGAGGCAGCACAUCCGCAUCUUCAGCCGUGAGAGCCGGCCAGUGACGCCGAGCAUCGAGAAGGCCAAGGAGCAGAUUGUUGAGGAGGUGAUUUCUGGCAUCACCGGGUAUGAGCAGAAGACGUAAAAGGCCAGGGGGGACAACGAUGGCCGGGGUAGGGGCAAGUCUGCAUGUGUGAUGAAUCAACAAGCAAUAUCUCCAGAAUUACGAGGCGCAUUCCAUAAAGGGAUACUAGGUGCCGGCUUUAGACCUGACGGCUUUGCCAAAGACUAUACAAGGGCUCUCUCUCACACAAGGGUCCUGCUACAGAAUCAUACAUUGUCACUUGCGCCUCAUUCGUUCUGUACUCUUAAAAACUCUGCAUAUAUCCUUCAGGCGAUUGCAUUUUACUAGUCGGGGGGGAGGCAGCGCAAGG